UCAGAGCACAGUACCGGCACCCCUCGCCCUGUUAGCUUCGCUCCUCGGUAGUCGGUCGUUCUGGUUAGCAGCCAGUGCCAGUUCAGUAUCAAACACUGCCUCAGAAUCGAAUGUGUCCUCGUUCUCGCAGGUUUCAUCGCGUUUUAUUAUUAUCAGUCUCAAUCCUUGUACCGGUCCAACACUUAACGUUUUCCCGUAUCCUGCCGCCGCCAUUGUUAUCGACGACAGCCAGCCGCAUCCAGGAGCUGUCUCAGGACCUCAAGCUAAAACAACCAACACUGUUUAUAAUAUAAAACUCACUUAAAUUUUUUUUAUAUUCAAGUAUGUAGUACUUGACGUCUUCAUACUUACCAAACAAUAUAAAUAUAUCAAACCGUACGUAUUUCUCCCACUUAAAUAUAUAUUUACGAGAACACCCGGCGAGCUUAGCUUAUUUAUUUACUUUUCGCUCGCUGUAAUUUUUACCCUUUACUUAUUCGCUGACUCAAAAAAUUAUUUGCCAACAGUGACCUAGUGGAAGUUUUGAGAACUAGACAAUUCAAAUUUUUUAAUUUGGCGGGAAUUUUAAAAAGUUGAGUUUUUUAAAAGUGAGUGAUUGAUACUUUGUUUUGACAGUUUAUUUUUACUGUCUUGGGUUUUUGUUGCAGGCGGUGCGAUUGACAUAGGUUAUUAUUAUUUGAUUUUAAUAGUAAUUAUUAUUAUUACGUGAACGAAGUGAUUAUCAGUGAAGUGUGAUAAUGUGCAUUAUGUGAUUCGUGACAACAUUCUGAAGAAUUUUAUUGGUUUGACGCGAACCUUUGGAUACUACUUGAAGGAUGCAGGAACGAGUGUAUUGGAUAGUAGGGAAGACCCUGCUGCUUUUGCUGCUAUUGCCCAUUUUACCCUCAGCUAACGGGUCUUGCCAAUUUCCGGAAUCAUGGAGAGGACAAUGGUUCCAGUCAGGAAAACCGUCGUCUGUCACGAUAAACGCCACUACCUUUGGCGAGAAGACUUGCAUUGAGAACAACGGAGACAUGUAUUCCGUUUAUGAUUUUUUCCAGAACGAAAACUGCUACAAAUGCUUGAUAAUAAACGACCGUCAUAAGAACGUCAUUCAAUUCCGCGAACUGGGAACAUGCUCUUCGGAGAGAAAAAGCCUGCAAGAGAUAUGCGAAUCAAUUAGGACGGACGACAGUCUGUUUACGAUGUUUCGUUUGAACCCAGAACCGAUAACGUGUCCUUUUAAUGGGGCACCUUACACAUUCACCUACAACCGCGGUGAUAAAGAAUGCAAUUCUCCAGUUAGUGUCGCUGAAAGCUGCACUGAUCCCAGUAAAUUGCUUCUUAAGUAUCAAGCUUGUCCAGAUAUUGAAGACUCUGAAAGUAUAACCGAGGAACUGCAGUGUCUUGCUCUCUGGAAGGAUGGAAGGAACAAAUAUUUGGUCGGCACUCUCAAGCUGUUUGGAAGGAGCGCCGCAACUAAUGAGGAAACAUUCAGAUGUUUCCUGUAUGAGAGAAAUCAUCACGGCGAAAAAGUAACUUAUGACAUUGCGCAAUCCGGCGACUCAACUUGCUCGGCAUUGAACGACGUAUCCCAAGGAUCGAGAACUAUUAAAUUAACUAAAGUUGAUAGAGAGCACAAUAAAUGUAAGUACCCACAAUGGGUGACUAAGCACCACGCCUGGCACUCUUUGGACGGAACCAGGGCUUACCACUUCACCACCGGGAAUGCGACGCUCAAGGUUGAGCAGAGUAAGGACCAGCAGAACAAGGGGCACAAGUACGAGGAGAGAAUCGUCUGUCAUAAUCUCGAGAGUAUUGAUAGUCCGGACAAGAAAGUGAAGCUCGUUGCUCACAUAACGAGUGGCUGCGAUAUUGGCUACGUCUGCAUGAUCUUCCACAGAAGAAGUGCUGGCGUGAUCGAGCUCCAGCAAUCAAAUGUCAAAACAAUUUUACCUGAAGAAGCAUGCAAGCAGCAGGAAGAUCUAUCAGUGAUGCCGUAUAUAACUUUAAUAACAUCGACGUUAGAGAAGAAGAGAUGUCCGCAACCUGGACGUUACCACGUCGUAAAUUACGGAUCCUCUCACGCAUUGUCCAUACCGUCGCGUCGCCAACGCAAGGACACAAACAUCCAGAUCCGCGACACCCCGUCGUCUUCUUCUUCUUCAUUGUCAUCUUCAGUGUCCUCGUCAAUUUCACAACGCGCUGCUGAGAAACGGACCUGGGAGGAAAAGAACGACGACGAGCAGUGCAGCGUUUCUGACAUACAAAUCGGAUGCACCACUUCUGAUCAAAGCGAAAUGAUCAUCAUCAACACCUGUGAAGAUAAACACGAAGCGUACACAUGUCAUGACAGCUGGGAAGAAAAAGGAGUCUGGUACACAAUAGUCUCGCAAAAACAAAAGAGCCUGAGCGGUAUCAGCAUAAACGUAAACAGCGGGAGCAGCAUCGGGAGUGAAUCCGCGGUGACAAAUGCGAGCUUCUGCUUCUCGAUGCGCUGGGUUGAUCCGACGCCUAAAUUGUCUGGUAGAGGCUCAAGAGUCGAACAAGAACAAGAGUUGAGGCUGACUUGGCCGGUGCGCGAGUUCCAGAGGGACGAUCCUAAUCAAUGGACUUACAAGCUUUCUAAUCAAGGUGUAUGCGAAGAUAUAACCCGCGCCAGCGCGACCUCAGCGUCAUCAUUCUCGCGCGUGUCUUUAGUCCUAUCAGCGGGCGCAGCAAUAAUCUGCGAAUUGUUGUCAAGAUGAUGUGUCACCCUCGACAGGAAGCUAAUACUCGAGGCUUAGAUAGCAAACAGACAUCCAAACAUAUAUAUUCACCUAAAUGUAUCAGUAAUUAAUUAUCAAUCAUCAAUCAAUAGAAUAAUUCAACGGGUACCGCAGCUGAUUUUCAGACUAAUUAAAUGAAAUGUUGCUAUUUAUUCCUCACGGUGAAUGGCUGAGGACCAGUGUGUGACCAUGGAAGCUAAAUGACUGCGACAAGUGAGUUGAGAGGACUGCUUGAAUAUUCCUAGACACACACGGAAACCUGCUAAUACGGAAACAAUAACAAGAACAACUGUCCCACAUAUUGGUGUUCGAACUGUCAAAGCUCUGUUCCCGAGGAUAAUCGAGACCGACGUCUCAAUUGCUGCCUACCCGGACAUUUAACUAACCAGUACAUAUUGAUGUAUGUGUGUAUAUAUUUAUACAUAUAUAUAUGAUGUAUGUAUGCUAACAGUUGUACUAUUCUGGAUGAUACGACGUCGAUCCAGCCACAAUUAUUAAUGUCAUUGUAGAAGACAUAUACAUCCCAUCACAUCUGAGUCUAUUAGUGACACCCAGCUAACACCUACGACACUGUUCUGUUUAAGUAAUUUGUUAGCUAUCAUGUACUUUCAAUCUAUUGGCAUUUAAGAUAUUGAUUGCUAAUU
Messenger RNA from Cotesia glomerata, 3391 nucleotides. RefSeq lists its product as uncharacterized. Bases 816 to 2726 code for a protein of 636 amino acids. Lineage: Eukaryota; Metazoa; Arthropoda; Insecta; Hymenoptera; Braconidae. The record is from RefSeq and is a predicted model, not a curated record. The transcript is spliced from 13 exons.